UUAUUUCCUCACACUAAACAUAAAACAUUCAUACACUGAAACAUAGUCAUGGCUAAGGCUGCUACCAUCACCACCUUUCUCUUUGUUGCUCUUGUUUUCUUUGCUGCUUUUGAAGCACCAACAAUGGUGGACGCAAAGUUGUGCGAGAGGCCAAGUGGGACAUGGUCAGGAGUUUGUGGAAACAAUCAUGCGUGUAAGAAUCAGUGCAUUCGACUUGAAGGAGCACGUCAUGGAUCUUGCAACUUUGUCUUCCCUGCUAACAAGUGCAUCUGCUACUUCCCAUGUUAAUUAAUAUACCAAACAUAUUUGGAGUUAAAGUAUGUAUUCUCAUAAAGUAAGUCACGUGUCAUUCUACGAGUGAUCUAAUUAUGACAUGUACCAUAUAUGUUUAUGUCUGUUUGCUAUAAUAAUGUAAUACUAGGUUAAG
Messenger RNA from Brassica oleracea var. oleracea, 427 nucleotides. Its product is annotated as defensin-like protein 1. Bases 49 to 288 code for a protein of 79 amino acids. NCBI's taxonomy places the organism in Eukaryota, Viridiplantae, Streptophyta, Magnoliopsida, Brassicales, Brassicaceae. The record is from RefSeq and is a predicted model, not a curated record. Gene Ontology annotation, biological process: defense response. The transcript has 2 exons.